This is a messenger RNA of Drosophila biarmipes, 6847 nucleotides long. RefSeq lists its product as uncharacterized. Gene Ontology annotation, cellular component: COPII-coated ER to Golgi transport vesicle. NCBI's taxonomy places the organism in Eukaryota, Metazoa, Arthropoda, Insecta, Diptera, Drosophilidae. Gene Ontology annotation, molecular function: metal ion binding. The transcript is spliced from 7 exons. Bases 180 to 6473 code for a protein of 2097 amino acids. The record is from RefSeq and is a predicted model, not a curated record.
UGUCAAUCGCGGAAAGAAGCAGAAAGUUGCCUGCCUGGAAGUUUUCUCGGGAUUUCCGCUUAAAAACAAUCGUGGGUGUGAAAAUCCUGUGGAUAAAAACGACUCUAAGCUAGCCUAGCACCUGCAGUACCCCUACGCUUUGAGUAAUCCCGAUUAAAAGCUCCCUAACGACGGCAAACAUGUCGGAAAGAUCGAAAGGUGACGUGUCUCGCGUAAACAACAAUGCCAAUCCGACGCGUGUCGUUAAAAAUCCGCUUUUGAGCGCCUCCGUGACCGGCCUGAGUUUCGAUGACUUUCCCAACAAGCCGCAACUGCUGCCCGCCGCCCCGCCCGUGGUCCAUGCCACGCCCCCGGCGGCCCCCGUCCUCAUCGCUGGCAUCCUAAACCGCGAACCGAAAACUUUGGUUACCGUAGGCCAGCCAUCGAGCAUUGACGAGAGCGAGGCGCUCGACGAGAUUAACUUGAAUACCAGCAGCGAGGAUUCACUAGGCGCGGGAGGAACGAGUCCAUAUCAAGGAGCAGGCGAUCGAAACGCCAAUCCCCUGUUGGAGCCACCUCAAGAAGCUGGCACCGAUUCGCUGCUGAGCCAGGCGGCCUCCUCCUUCACCGCCCUGCCAGCGGUGGCCUCCAAUGUUUUUUCCACCUUCUCCAAGCGCAUCUAUGCCGGCAGCAGGGAAUCCUCGGAGGAGCCCAAAUUAGACAUUCAGCCCACAUACAUUCAGCAGGCCAACUACGUUCAGCCCGUAGCUCCAGCACCUGCACCCUUCUACGCAGCUCCUCCUCCUGCUGCAAACGAGGUGGUCGCCCCCGAGCCACCAAAGUUCUACGCACCAACUGAGAUUCCGGCGGCGAACGUAGGAGUUCCUGGUCCCCCGCCCGCAGCAGGAAAUCCCAAUACCUAUAGAUUCACCGCCAGAAAGAAGCUAUACGCCCCCAUUCCUGGGUUGUCCGAGCAAUCCGGACAGGGUGCACAGAUUCCACAGGCUCCUCAAGCGGCUCCGUCGUUCCAGACGCCACCAUAUCCACCGCAGCCUAUCCCAGCAGCAAACUCUGCUCGCUUUGACAUAUCAGCUCAGCCAGCUCCAGCUGCCGCAGAGGAGCGCAAAUCAGGCGGUGGUCUGUUCUCACUGACCAGUCUUGUGCCCACGGGAGUUCUGCAGAACAUCUCGGGACUCGUGCAAUCCGCCACAGGCCGAAGCAGUGAGCCAGGGUAUACCAAUCCUCCUCAGCAAACAGGAGGCUUCUUUGACGUUUCGACCGGACCACCAGCUACAUCAUCGAACUUAUUUGGCGGUUCGAAUCCAGGCUUGCCGCCAGGAAACAACUAUUUUGUACCGGAUCAAGCUCCACCUUUACCCUCAACCGAGGCAGUAGCUCCCACUGCUGUGGGAAGUUUCUUUGCACCACCAGUUCCUCUGCCUGGAGUACCACCAGUAGCUGCGCCCCCAGCUGUUGGAGGAUUCUUUAAUCCCGCACCAACGUCAAUUGCCUCAGGAGUUGCGCCUUCAGUUUUCACUCCAGGAGCAGCCCCACCUGUUGCCACACAAGGUGUUCCAUCCAUUCCUGUAAACGCAGCGGCAGUACCACCAGCAAAUCUCCCGCCAACUUCUGAAGUAGGAGGAUUCUUUACUCCUGCAACAGAAACAAUCGGCCCAGGAGCACCGCCCUCAAUUCCCGCUGGUUUCACUCCAGGACCUUUUCCUCCUGUUGCCCCACAAGCGAUUCCAACAAUACCUGUAUCGACAACAGCAGCACCACCUGCCACUCUCCCUCCUACAUCAGCUAUAGGAGGAUUCUUUAACCCAGGAGAAGCUCCGCCCGAUGCCACGUCACAAACAGUUCCAACAGUAGCUGUAAACGCAUCAGGAGCACCACCAGCCGGGUUCUUUCCUCCAACAGCCUUUCCUCCUGCUGCCCCAACUGCUUCUAAUCCGAAUACCUUGCCAGGCGCUCCGCCAGUAGCAGCUGUUCCACCGCCAGCCGCUGGACAGGCUUCAUAUCGCCUCCAAAAGGGCACUCGCCUGUACAAGAGUCCAUUGACGGCACAGGAAACUGCAGUAACAUCUGGAUUUGCCGCUCCUUUGCCUCCCACAUCUGUAACACAGGCAAUUUUCAACCCGUUCGGAGCACCUGCUUUACAGCCAGAAAGUCAAGGCCACCAAGGAGUUCCACUGAUUACACAGCCGGUUUACCCGCCCGCAGUUCCCCCUACAGGCCAAGUACCAGAAAUCGGUCAAGGAUUCACUGCUCCACAGCCAGCAGUCUCUGCAAUUUUUGCUCCUCCACCAGCGGCAUCAAUUGCAAAUGUUGUUCCACCACCAGCAGUAACUUUAGCUAAUUUCGCUUCUCCGCCAGCAGCAACUGUUGCUCCUCCACCAGCAGCAUCAAUCUCAAGUGUCGCUCCGCCACCAGCAGCACCAAUCGCAAGUGCCGCUACUCCACCAGCAGCAUCAAUCUCAAGUGUUGCUCCUCCUCCAGCAGCAUCAAUUGAAAGUGUCGCUCCUCCACCAGCAGCUUCUAUUACAAGUGUUGCUCCUCCACCAGCAGCAUCAACCGCAAGUGUUAGUCCUCCACCAACAGCAUCUAUUGUUAAUCCUCCUCCAACUGUUGGUAUAGCAAGCGUACCGCUCUUCGCCGCACCAAUUCAAUCCUCCUCUGGAAUUCCUUUCUUUAACCAACAAUCGACAGACGCAGGAGUACCAACUGCUUUUAUCCAAAGCGAAGUUCCAGCUGCACCUCCAACAGCUUUGGAAGCGUUAGUCCAAGGACCUCCACCAGUUCAAGGAAAUUCCUUGUUUGCGGCAACAACCUCAGCCAGUUCCUUUUUUGUUCCCCAACCGUCGACGGAAUCUGCUCUGUUUACUUCAUCAGGAAGUGAAAAUCUGGUUCAAGAACCAUUAUUGACCCAAGGAUUUCCAUUCUUUGCACCUCCGCCAACAGGGACAGCGGGAAUAAAUCUUUUUACACCACAGCCUAACCAGGAGCAAGUAUCAUUAAAAGAGGAACCCAAGCAGUCCCAGACUGAAGAGCAAGCUAUAUCUGCACCUCCAACAGAAAGCACUCAAGGCGUUAACUUGUCAACGGCACUCAGCGAAGCUCCAUUCUCUGGACCUCCUGUUAUCGAACCCCUUGUAGAAGAUACUCCAACGACCAACUCAGAACCAGAUCAAGGAUCUAUAACAUCUCCGGCUCCGUCUGCACCAGUGGAACAAGAUAUUCCAUUAUUCGUGCCAGUGCCAGCUUUAUCGGGACAAGGUCAGGGUGUACCAUUGUACCCGCCGCCACAAACCGGAUCUAUCGGUGCCAGCGGCCAAAUUGCUCCCCCGCCAGCGGCUUCAAGUGGUUCCUUGAUUGCUUCUGAUCCUGUAACAUCAUCAGUUUCGUCUUUCUUUUCUCCUGCCCAAGAGCAUUCUGCAUCUGCAUUAUUUGCUCCACCACCAGCUGCAAAUACCACAAUAUUCACACCGGCUCCGCCAACAAAUUCUUCGUUGUUUGAUCCGAUACCAGCAGCCCAAACUGCACCAGAAGUGGUUCCGGCAACAUCCGCUGAGAUAGUUGAUGCUCCGGCAGCCUUCUUUGGAACUCCAGAGGCUAGCACCACCAAUCUGUUCCAGAGCACUACCGAGACUCAAACGGUUUUCAGUCCAUUUUCCCAAACUAAAGCUACGCCUUUGAUUCAGGAAUCUGGACCGGAGUUGGUUCCUCCUCCGAUUGGAUUUUUCGCAGAGCAGACCGAGGCCGAAACACUCAACCAUCCACCACUUGCCCCAUCGCCCCUGCAGAGCUUCUUUAACCCACCACCAGGAGCAGCUGCCUCCGCGGACUUUAACUUCUUUGGGAGUCCUACACCCGGAAGCGUGUUUCCAGAUUUGCCAGUCCAGCAGGGAAUUGCACCGCCACCCCUGGCUCUAGAGCCACCUGCGGAAACUGGUGACUCAAGUACAGGCCCAGCUCCUCUCGGAUUCGAGUUGCUGAGUCAAUCCCAGCAAGCGCAAGACCAAGCGCCAAGUUCAAACGAAAAUUCCUAUCCAAAUUCAAGUGUCAACUCCUUCGCCGGCUAUUUUGGUGGCACCAGUGUCCCUCCGGUACCUUUAGUAGCACCUGAGCCAGCAGCAGCACCUGUGGCUCCAGUGAAAAACUGCGAUCCGGUAAACUUCUUCGACCAGGUGCCCCAGUCUCAGUCACAAAUACAAGUCAACGAGGAUCAGCGCAUCCAGAACUUCUUCAACAAUCCGCCGCUUCAAGACCAACCCGCUGCACCGGGUGAACUCAAGUACGACAUUGUCCACAGUGGAGUGGCUGUGAAGCAGCUGCAGGAGCGAUCCCAAACGCCCAUCUCCAACCUUGUCGAGCCGCCCUCCUCGGCCUGCUCCGAGUUCUCCACCCUCGCUCCAGCUCCAACUCAGACCGAUCGCCAAUCAGGCGAGGACCUGUUCCAACAGCACCUGGGCGAGUUACCCGACGAGGUCCUCAGAGAACUCAGAAUGGCGAACGCCAACGGCGACAAGGGCCAGGUGGCCACACCUCCCGUGGCAAUAACUUACUCACCUGUGGUGGUCCAUUGGUUCUACAAGCGCAGCGUGGACACAAAGUUCAUCUGGACACCAUUCAGUCACUAUGAUUCAGCCCUUCUGGAAACCAGUCUAAAUCUUGACGAUUCUACUUUGAUAAUUCCCGUCGAGGGUGGACGCUACGAUGUGAAUAUCAAGGAGCGCACCAAGACGCCCGUUUACUGGGAGGGAAAGGCCAUCGAAGUACGGCGCUGCUCUUGGUUCUACAAAGGAGUUGACUCCAAGUACGUGCCCUACACCGAGGAUACUGCCGCCCUACUUGAAUCGGAAUACAAGCGAUCCGCCGAGACUGGCGAGUGGCAUCAGAAGAUCAUGUUGGCCAACGGCGAGCAGGUGGUCUUCCACGGACCCACCGUCAUCGUGCACUUCUUGCCGCAACAGAAUGCGGACACCUGGGGAGCCAGCACGCAGGGCUCCAUGCGACCACGGGUGGUCAAGAGGGAUCUGGAUGAUUUUACGAUCGAACAGGGCGAGUCCCAGCGAGUGGAUCACCUGCUUUUCAUGGUCCACGGCAUUGGAUCCGCCUGCGAUCUGAAAAUGCGAUCAGUGGAGGAAGUUGUGGACGACUUCCGGGUAAUUGCCCAGCAGCUGGUUCAGUCGCACUACAAAAACUCUACCGACAUGGGUCUGGUGGGUCGCGUUGAGGUCUUGCCCAUAUCCUGGCACGGUCACCUGCACUCCGAGGAGCUGGGCAUCGACGAAAAGCUCAAGUCCAUCACCCUGGAGUCGAUUCCACGCCUGCGAAACUUCACCAACGACACGCUGCUCGACGUGCUCUUCUACACCAGUCCCAAGUACUGCCAGAAGAUCAUGAACACAGUGGCCGAUGCACUGAACGACGUGUACCUUAAGUACCGAAUGCGACAUCCAGAAUUCAACGGAGGAGUCUCGUUGGCAGGACACAGUCUUGGCUCCCUCAUCCUGUUCGAUCUGCUGUGCCAUCAGGAGCCCCUCAAGGAAAGCGAGGAGGAGAAUAAAGAGAAUCCCGACCAACUGCCCCAGAAGCAAGCUCAAAAGGUUAUGCUCCCGACCAGCGAUCUUCUGCCCAAACAGGUCAGCUAUGCGAUGGGACCGGAGGGGACUGGCCAGCCCGUGAUCACAUACACCCAGCUCAUAUUCCACCCGAAGAAGUUCUUCGCCCUGGGCUCGCCCAUCGGCAUGUUUGUGACCAUUCGGGGCAUCGAUAAGCUAGGCCUCGACUUCCACCUGCCCACGUGUCCGGGUUUCUACAACAUAUUCCAUCCCUUCGAUCCGGUGGCCUAUCGUAUCGAGGCCCUUGUCAAUCCGGACAUGAAUGGCAUUCGGCCGGUGUUGAUUCCCCACCACAAGGGACGCAAGCGGAUGCACCUGGAGUUAAAGGAGACGAUGACACGCGUGGGUGCGGAUAUCAAGCAGCGCUUCAUGGACACAUUCAAGACCACGCUGGACAGUGUCAAUUUCCUGGCCACGGUGACGAAGGUGAAGAAGGAAGCCGAGGAAUCGCUGGAGAAGGAGACAAGUCAGACAUCUUCGCAGGCCUUGCAAAAGCAGAACGAAGAUCAGGACGAGAGCUCUGUGGCCAGCUCGUCCUGCAAACUACGAAAUCGCACCGAUUCCUGUUCGACCACGGCUUCCGAUCCCGAGUUCAUCGAGCUUGAUUUUCCGCUGGGAAAACUGAACGACUCAAAGCGGGUUGACUACGUGCUCCAGGAGGCACCCCUGGAGUUCAUCAACGAAUAUAUUUUCGCCCUGAGCAGCCAUGUGUGCUAUUGGGGCUCCGAGGAUACGAUCCUGUUCGUGAUGAAGGAGAUCUACGCCAGCCUGGGCAUCAGCACCGACAGCCAGGUGCCGCAGUCCUCCAUGACCAUCGAGCGACCCGUCUCCCACGAGAGCAGUGUCAGCAAUUCGCUGUUGCCGAUGUGAGUUUACCAAACCACACGAGAGCUCUGUGGGAUCGGACGACUCCACGACCCACACACACCCUAACUUUAUAUAUAUUUAGUACCAAUUUAUUUAGAUGUUAUUUGUUAGCCGAAUCAUACAAAGAAUUUUCCAUAUGUGCAACUCUAACAUGGUUAAUGGUAUUAUCAAAGUAAGAAGUCUUUAUCGUUUGAGUGACUAAUCCGAAAUCGAGUUCUCGAGCCUUACAAAUUGACCUAUGUAUUUACCGGAUUGGCACCGCAGAGUGCUGUUUGUUAUUUUUGUAAUAUCGCCUGUGUGUAAUUGACUUUGUAACAUUUAUGCUAAAAACAAUGUAAUGUCUAAAAUUUUUAAAAUAAAUAUCCAUUGUUUUCGAA